GGCGUGGCCUGCAGCCGGGGAUGGGCCACUCAGGGAAGCGACUCCGCCCGCUGCGCCCCAUCUCGCCGUGCGCAGCAUCCGCCGGUUGACAGAAAGAGAAACUGAGGCCUAAGGGACCGGGCGGGACCCCCCUCCCCGGCAGGCAAGGCCGGGCCUGCGGGUGGGUCGAUGGAUUGCAGGGCAUUGCAGAAGCCCGGCUGAGCGCCCACCCAGGAGCAGCGCGCGCUCGCCAGCCCUCUCCAUCCCGGCCCCAGGUUGCGGGGCGCAGCGCGGGGACACCCCCGCCUGGCCCGGGGACUCCCUCCGGGGCUGCGCUGCGCUCGGGGUGUCGCUUUAACUUGGAGCGGGUGCGGGAGCGGGCGGGGAGCGCGGGGCGCGCGCGGCGGGCUCCUGGGAGCGUGCCCGGACUGCGGCGCCCCGAGCCCCCGGCCCCGCCGCCAAGCUCCGAGCCGGCGCCGGCCACACUGCAGCGGUGGCGUCGCGGGAGCGGCCGGGCUCGGCGCUGCGGGAGCGGCCGCUGCAGUGUGCGCCAUGGCGGUGGACGUGACUGAAUACCAUCUGAGCGUCAUCAAGAGCCCCCCUGGCUGGGAGGUGGGUGUCUACGCUGCAGGGGCCCUGGCACUGCUGGGAAUCGCUGCUGUGAGUCUGUGGAAACUCUGGACUUCUGGAAGCUUCCCCAGCCCCUCCCCAUUCCCAAACUACGACUACAGGUACCUUCAGCAGAAGUACGGGGAGACCUAUGCAGAGGCCAGGCAAAAGAGGGUGCCCACCUGGACGGCCCGGGCGCCCAGCCGCAAGGGCAGCCUGAGCCUUGAGGACACGUUCGAGAGCACCAGCGACCUGGGGCCCCUGGAGCUGAUGGGCCGCGGCGAGCUGGACCUGGCGCCCUACGGGGCCCUGCGCAAGUCGCAGUCGGCCGAUUCCCUGAACUCCGUGUCCUCCGUGAGCAACACCUUCGGGCAGGACUUCACGCUGGGCCAGGUGGAGGUGAGCCUGGACUACGAGGCCGCCUCGCACACGCUGCGGGUGGCCGUGCUGCAGGGCAAAGACCUCCUGGAGCGCGAAGACGCCGCUUUCCAGUCCUGCUUCAUGCGCGUCAGUCUGCUGCCCGACGAGCAGAUCGUGGGCAUCUCCCGGAUCCAGAGGAAUGCCUACUCCAUCUCCUUCGACGAGAAGUUCUCCAUCCCUCUGGACCCCGGCGCUCUGGAGGAGAAAAGCCUGCGUUUCUCCGUGUUCGGCAUCGAUGAGGACGAGAGGAACGUCAGCACGGGGGUGGUGGAGCUCAAGCUCUCGGUCCUCGACCUCCCGCUGCAGCCCUUCAGCGGCUGGCUCUACCUACAAGACCAGAACAAGGCAGCAGACGCUGUGGGGGAGAUCUUGCUGUCUCUGAGCUACCUCCCUACGGCUGAACGCCUCACUGUGGUAGUGGUGAAGGCCAAGAACCUCGUGUGGACCAACGACAAGCCCACAGCCGACCCCUUCGUCAAGGUGUACCUGCUGCAGGAUGGGAGAAAGAUGAGCAAGAAGAAGACGGCGGUGAAGAGGGAUGACCCCAACCCCGUGUUCAACGAAGCCAUGAUCUUCUCCGUGCCGGCCAUAGUGCUCCAGGAUCUGUCCCUCCGCGUGACGGUGGCUGAGAACAGCAGCGACGGCCGAGGGGACAACGUGGGCCACGUCAUCAUCGGGCCUUGUGCCAGCGGAAUGGGCACCACACACUGGAACCAGAUGCUGGCCACGCUGCGCCGGCCCGUGUCCAUGUGGCACUCUGUCCGGCGAAAUUAGCUGCAGGACGGGCAGGGCACCAGAGAUGCCUGAAGCCGGCACCAGUCCAGCUGACACCAUGAAUGCUGGGGUCCCCAGGAGAAGUCCCCCAAGCCAUCCGGGUCUCUCUGUCAAAGGCACAAGGGACAGGCAUACCCGGCUGUCGGGUCCCAGAGUCCCUGGCCCUAAGGACCAGCACGAUGGGGCGAGAACCGGGGGUUGUGGGCUCUGGACCUGGGGGACCCUCGGACACUGACCUCUUGAACUCCCAUCACCAUCACCCCACAUGUCUAUGACUGGCCUGGAGGUUGCUUUGGAGUCAAAGAGAACAGCCUCUCCCCAACCUGGAGGUGCCGGAGUUCACCGGAGUCCCCAGGUGGCCCACCAGGGAGGUGGGAGCCGUGCUGAGGGGAAGACAAGGCCCCAUACGUGUCCCCAGAUAGGAGGUGACUCAUCUAGAGUGUGGCAGCGACACGGAGCCUGAACACACCCAUGUGGGGGAUGAGACUCCACAGCCCUCCCUGCCAUCAACCCCUUGAGGACAUGGGGUGUCCCGGGCCAGCUCUGGAAACUAAUUCUGGAAGGAGACAGCUGGCAAGGGGGCGGUGGCUGCGAGAGCCCAGGAGGACACACCAGGGGGGGGGGGGGCGGAUGAAAGCAGCCGGAAAGGAGGAAGGCCCCACGUAUGGUGGCUUCAAGAAGGGGGGACCUUUGUGUGGGGUAAUCCCGGGAUGCGCCUGCCCAGAAGCAAAAAAAAAAAACUAGGAGGCCCUUAUACCUCCUCGCAUCACUGGCAGAGAAACGCCUCCCUGGAAACCAACAGGCCUGCACCCCUGGAGUCUUGGGGUGUGCUGCCGGAUCCUGGGGAUAGGGGCAGGAUA
Molecule: messenger RNA, 2642 nt
Organism: Suncus etruscus (white-toothed pygmy shrew)
Lineage: Eukaryota; Metazoa; Chordata; Mammalia; Eulipotyphla; Soricidae
Gene: SYT12
Product: synaptotagmin 12
Exons: 8
Coding region: 532-1782 (416 amino acids)
Biological process (GO): calcium-ion regulated exocytosis; regulation of dopamine secretion; regulation of calcium ion-dependent exocytosis
Cellular component (GO): membrane
Molecular function (GO): calcium ion binding; SNARE binding; clathrin binding
Source: RefSeq, a predicted model, not a curated record